Epinephelus lanceolatus (giant grouper) is the source of this 1294-nucleotide messenger RNA. RefSeq names its product cyclin dependent kinase 2 interacting protein (gene cinp). Lineage: Eukaryota; Metazoa; Chordata; Actinopteri; Perciformes; Serranidae. The record is from RefSeq and is a predicted model, not a curated record.
GGGGCGCUGACUCGCUUCUGAGGUGAGGAGGAGAGCCACCACAGAAGAAGAAGAGCAGCAGGAAGAAGAAGAAAGUGUGAACUUGAUGCUCCACGCGAGGAUUUGUUGAUCAGAUGGAAGGCCAGUCAGGUGACAUACCAGUGACCCCAGCAAACAGGAAGUGCUCUGCUGUCACAGGAAGUGCCCGGAAAAUCAAAGACAACGCAGCUGACUGGCACAACCUGAUGCUGAGGUGGGAAAAACUCAACGACGAAGGAUUCAAGGUGGCAGGAAACAUCGUCGACAUCAGACUGACACAUUCUCAGAGCGAUCAGCUGCUGCUGGUGGACGAGUCCUCAUCAGCUUCAUCAUCUUCAUCAGCUUCAUCAGCUUCGUUGCAGCAGACAGGAGGAGCUACAGAGCUGCAGGACGAAUGCUGCAAGCUGCAGGACAUCAUUGACAAAAUGGCCAUCGUGGUGACAAAGAUGGAGCGUCUGAUGACAUCACAGCAAGGUGUUCAGGAUCUGGAGGAGUUUCAGUUCGGACUUGAAGGAAGAAAACUUCCUCUGUUUCACAGCUGGAACACCAAAGACUUCAACGAGUCGUCUCGUGUCCUGUUGGACUCCUUCAGUCAGGAGCUGAAGUUGAAGCAGACAAUCCUGCAGGAACUCGCCCACACUGCGACCUCUGACCUCUGCAUGGUCUAUCUGUCCUGCUGGCUGCACCAGCCCUUCAUCCCCCCCCAGGCCAGACUGACCCUGGAGGCUCUGCUUCUGGAGACUGGGCACCGCCCCCUCUGAUGUCAUCAGACUGAAACACGAGCAGAAGUUGGCUGUACUUCCUGAGGCUGCAGGUGAACUCAGGAUCCGCUGAUGGACUGUAACAUGAUGGAUGAUGUUGGACAUAUGAGCAGAGCGUCUGUCAGUGCUCUUCAGGUCUGUUCCUGAGCAGCUCAGGUCUCUGAGGCCUGACUUUGUCUUCAGUUACAAACAGUAACACUAGUACUGUUGUAAUAUACACUGAAGUGGAAAUACAAAUAUAUCUCUGUGAGAGUUCAAAAUAUCCUUACAAAGAGGACGCAGAGCAACCUAGAAGUAUUUCCAGGAUAUGUCGAAUGCAAAUUAAUAAAGAACAUGUAGUGAUGGAAUACAAAGCCUAAUGCAAAGUAAUGCAAAAGCAAUGGGAGGUAACAUGUACGUAAUUCAUAAAGUCCCACAAUGCAGCUCCUCUCUGGCGACAGCCGAGGCCGGAUUGGAGACAUUGGCUACGGUUACAUGAUGGCUUCUCAUUUGGAAUGAAAUAAAUCUGAAUGAAA